AUGAAUUGUUGUAUUCGUCCGUCGCUGCAAACUGAGGCCAACGUUGUCCAAAAUGGUCAGUCGCAUUAUUAUGACGUAUCUUAUGAGUCUUGGUUGCGUUCCAUCCCGACUGUGUGAUUGGGUCCGUUCCAGGGGGUCUGAUCUUCUUCUUCUUGUUUCGUGUGGUUUUCCGGCAGACUAGACACUUUGUUGAAUAUUGAUGCCUUUCCCAGUUCGGAAAGUGCAUUGCACAUUUGUUCACAAAAAAAGGGAACUUGCACCACCAUCUAACCCUAUAUAUACAGUACCAGUCAAAAGUUUGGACACACCUACACAUUCAAGGGUUUUUCUUUAUUUUUACUAUUUUUUACAUUGUAGAAUAAUCAUGAAGACAUCACAACUAUGAAAUAACACAUAUGGAAUCAUGUAGUAACCAAAAAAGUGUUAAACAAAUCAAAAUAUACUUUAUAUUUGAGAUUCUUCAAAUAGCCACCUUUUGCCUUGAUGACAUCUUUUAUUCAAGUUUUUAUUGAUAUACACAUGGCAGUCAAUGAAACAUAAAACUGAAAUACAUGUCGAGGGUGUGGCUGCUUUUAGCAAUGCCGGUGUAUACAUACACUAGCGUUGCUCCCUUUUGUAUGGGGUUGCAGAAAAACAGUUUGUGGGAAGCCAGAAGUUAAAUACAAUUCCCUUUCACCAUACAGUGCCUGUGGGCAGGAUGGUUAGUCGUUAAGAUGGGGGUAUUUGAGACAAAAUAUCUUCUUCUUGUUUGAGGUUUUAUGGCAGACUAUGACCUAUUGGUGUAUUGCCGCCACCUACUGUACGGGGUAGUAUUCCAUUGCAGGAAAAGGGGGGGGGGGGGGGGGGUGGGGGUUGGUGGUGGACUCUGACAUCAUACAAAAUACACAAAAUUUAAAAUACAUCCCAUUUCUUCAGUCACAGUUCAAAUCACAUUCCUACACAGGCUCCGGGGCCUGUGAGGACAGAGCAUUCAUCGACAGGAUUCCUUAUGUAAAAUCCCUGAGUCCCACAAAAUGUUCAGCCGCACUCACAACAAUGCCUAUUUCCACAGAUUUCCUCUCUGUUUGCGCUGUGCAGUUGAUAACCAAUGCAAUAAACGCUACAAAGUCCACCUUCUUAACAUGCAACAUGUCAGGAUCCCUCUCUUGACAAGGAAUAUUCUCUGGUGUCUCUGCUCCUACUACCAUUAUUUCUUCAACAUCACUCCUUUCUUCUACUUCUCUCAAUGCCUCCGGAUAGGAGACAUGCUGGACAGCCCUUAUUCUUGCCUCCUCCAUCUCCUCCAUCCUAACAGGGAACUUCAGGAAUUCGGGCGCAUGUUCAUCACCACAAUUGCAGCAUUUAGGCUCAGCUGGCAUACAAUACUUCUCCUGUCUACAUACACUUGUCACAUGGGCAUGGGUUUGGAUAUGAAAGCUCUCACAGGGUAUCUCAUAAAACCCAAAUACACGUGAGACGGGAAAGACUGUUCUUAAAAAAACAAUAGAAUGGAUGGAGUGGGCUUCCUCACUCCAUCCACCAUGCGGGUCAGUCGGUGUGCACCAACCGCUUGAUCCAAUUCUUCACGUAUAUCCUUUGCAUUCACCAGAGAUAACACCCUUGAUAGGUGCCCUGCUUCCAAAAUCAACAUGACACAUUCCAAUCUGAUAUCUUCUUAAGGUGCAGAGCAUGCUCCUUCUGUUCCAUAGAUACACAGAAAACCAAAAUAAGCCUACUUCUCAUUACUCUCACCGACGCCACCUUAUCUAACGCAUCCACGAUUUUUAUAGAGACAUCAGACAGGUCUCCCAGGUAACAUCGAUCCAAAAACCUUACUCCGACAAAUAGUUUUUUCAGAACUAGGCUUGGAUUUACUAGAUUGCACUACCACUUGACUUCUCUUAUAUCCUUUUGUAUUCCCCACUGUAAUCCAAUUCUUCUCCCUCACAUCUGAUUCAAACAGAAUGUCCCACUUCUGCCAUCUCCCCCCCCCCCCCCCCCCCCCCCCCUCUUCAAAGAGCAGAGUGGAACUGAGACAAAAUAUCUAAAGGAACGUAUUAUCAAACAGACUUUCCAAACGUGGGUCUGUUGUAGACCGACUUCCUCACGUCAAAUUAAAGGUCCUGCACUUGCACCAUAUGUGAACAAAAAAUGAAUAACUUGUGGGGUACUUGAUGCACAAUUGAGAGCAUCCUGUCGGGCUGUAUCACCGCCUGGUACGGCAACUGCACCGCCCGCAACCGCAGGGCUCUCCAGAGGGUGGUGCGGUCUGCCGAACGCAUUACCGGGGGCAAACUACCCGCCCUCCAAGACACAUACAGCACCCGAUGUCACAGGAAAAACUAAAAGAUCAUCAAGGACAUCAACCACCUGAGCCACUGCCUGUUCACCCCGCUAUCAUCCAGAAGGCGAGGUCAGUACAGGUGCAUCAAAGCUGGGACUGAAAGAAUGAAAAACAGCUUCUAUCUCAAGGCCAUCAGACUGUUAAAUAGCCAUCACCAGCACAUUAGAGGCUGCUGCUGCCUAUUGAAAUCACUGGCCACUUUAAGAAAUGGAACACUAGUCACUUUAAUAAUGGUUACGUAUCUUGCACUACUCAUCUCAUUUGUAUAUACUGCAUCCUAUUCUAUAAUAUUCUACUGUAUUUUAGUCCAUGCCGCUCUGUCAUUGCUUGUCCAUAUAUGUAUAUUUUCUUAAAUUCCAUUCCUUACUAGUUUUGUGUGUAUUGGGUAUAUGUUGUGAAAUUGUUAGAUAUUACUUGUUAGAUAUUACUGCACUGUCGGAGCUAGAAGCACAAGCAUUUCGCCACACCCACUAUAACAUCUGCUAAACACAUGUAUGUGACAAAUAAAAUUAGAUGUUAUUUUAUUUUUAUAUUGACAUGAGGUAAGCAGAGAGGAAGUGGGUCUACGACAGGCCCACGUUUGGAAAGUCUAUAUAAUAAUAAGUUCCUUUAGAUAUUCUGUCUCAUUUGCCCCAUCUUAAUGACCAACCGUCCUGCCCACCAGCACAGUAUGUUGAAAUAUAAUUGUAUUUAACUUCUGACUUCCCGUGGACUGUUUUCUGUGCAACCCAAUACAAUAAGGAGGAAUGCUAGUCUAUGUAAAUACACCCCCGUUGCUAAAAGCAGCUAUCAAGGGUGGCGCAUCUGCUGCUGCAUUACUUUGUACAGUAUUGUAUCUCUUUCAGCAUCCCUUUCAGUCAAAAUACCAGUUUUUUGCGAUGCAAAUCAUUUUUACAUGGGUUCAUGUUCAAGUCCCUCCCUCUUGAGAGUUAACUUAAGGACCAAUGGAAUUGUUUAAAAUGUGCAAAACCCUCCCACCCGGCCUUGUAAAACAAACUCACCCACGACACUACUUCCUUUAUGCCUCGCUCUCAGCACAUGGGGUAUGCGCUAACAUGUCAUUCCCUCACACAAAGUUUAUUAAAUUAUAAAGUCAGUCCAUGGAUUAUUAGAAGCAGAUUUCAAACAGUAUGUGUCUCUCAGUAUAUAUUUGUUUUUCAGGCUGCAUGUGGUCUCCGUACUGUUUAUUACCAGUAAGUAAAAACUAAGUAUUUUCAUAUGGUGUGUUGGUAAAUGGGAUCCCUCAACAAUGAUCACAUGGGUACAUUGAUUAGUGCAUUAGUGUGCAGUACUCAAGUCUGUUAUUUGUUUACUACAUAUUCAACGCUAUUUUUGAUGAAAACAAAUAAUAAACAAGCCCAGGUAAACAGAUAUCAUAGAUUGUGACAUUUCAUUCAUUCCCUCCUUUCUUGGUUACACAGCAAAGAAGUAGGGAUACAAUAUUGGAACAAUGAUUGAUUUUCUGCUAUUAUUACUCUAAUAAGUGAGAAUGUGUUCGCAAAAAGUAAUGUCAUGAUAAAUGUAACUAUUUUGCUCGAUAACAAUAAAUGGCCUACAAUGAUGAAAUUAUUUUUUUAACGGACAGUUACAUUACAUUAUUAGUGGCAGGUCUCUACACAUUUUUUUCCCAGUGCUAAGUCAACUGAGAUGGUAGCCUAAUAUUUAAAAAGUAAGCUGUUUCAUCUAACAUAUCCAGGGAAUGCAUGAUUGAUAUUUUGAUGUGCAACCUGCCAAAAUAGGAUCCAGAAUGAUCAGAUUCAUUUUUUGCUCUUCAGAGAAUUUGCUGACAUCUUUGUGCAUAUAUACUAUAGGCUAUAUUAUUCACCACCUGAGGAAGUCGGACCUCAAAACACUAGCUAGAUUGCUUACUCACAAUAAAUAUGUUGCUAUACAUGUAGGAUAAUUUAUCUAUCAGUAAAUGUAGGCUAAUGUCCUACAAACUUUCCAGGCCUAGGCUAUUUGAUGUACAACAAGAGCUCACGGUUUUACCAAUAUGACGACAUAUUCUGACUUUCAUCCAUGUUUCUCAAGAGGUGCAAUGUCAAAGUUGCGCCAAACGUCACAUUUCAAUGUGUGUUUUUUUGACAACCUGAGGUUGCUCCUGCUUCUUUGUAUCGUUCAAUUUCUUUGUGUGCACAGUGCAAGAAGGAGUUUAGUGGCUCCCGACAGCGAAACGGUGACGGGCAGAUACCUUCAUAGCAGGAGUCACUACCACUCACAAACAAGGCCUAUAGACCAAGGUUUCCCAAACUCGGUCUCUCAACUAGAGAUUUAAAUAAAUUGUGUUAAAAAAUAAAAAUAAAAUACAUUUAACGCUACCUGAAUUGACUCAGAAAAGUAACAUAAGUAGGCCUACAGUUUUAUCAUCCCAGCGCUAUUAAGAGCGAGAAUUGGAGGUGAGGAUCAUUCAUUAGUAGGCUAAUGCCUGGCAUGUGUUUAUGAAUUCAGUUCUUACACGUGAAAUCAGGGGCGCAACUUUUCACAUUCUAAAAAUGCAUUUUUGUCCCCCCAGUUUUAUUAUUGGAAUGUGAUACAAAACGAGGCAACGGUGUGCUUUAGGACCAUGCGGGCUCUUCCGAGUGGUCGGGUAGGCUGUUUGGAGUGUUUAUCCGACUGGAUAAUAAAACAAUAAAAAAGCGUCAUGUCUAAAACCAAAGUUGCACCCCUGCGUGAAAUUAUUGAGAUGGUGGUUGCUUCUAGAGAAUAAAGACCCAUUAUGUAGAGCUUCUGUAUGCUGCCUCUGUCUGGUCUUAAUUUUGCCGAUUAAACUCAACUCUACGAUUUACGAUGGAGUUGAGCUGAGACUAGAGUGGGCAAACUGGAGCUCCGAUGUCACAUAAAAUGACGUUUUUAUCAAAAGACUGAUUUCAGGACCCCAACAUUUGUCUGUGCAAUUGCGGGCUAUUCUUUGGGUGCUGAAAUCAGUCGUUUUUAUAAAAACAUUUAAUGUGAAGUCGGAGCUCCAGUCCGCUCAAACUAGUCAUCACUCAAUUCCUUCUUAAAUUGUGGAGUUGAUUUUAGUCGGCUAGAUAGCGAGGCUUAACUUUCAUUAUAGUUGACCUUCUACUCUGAACCCUCCAAACAGUGUAUUACAUUGCCAAUACCACUCUCUCUCCCACACCUCUCUUUCCACUUAUUCCAUAUAUCAGUGGUAACUACAACCAGUCUACAAACCCGAGAAGUGGCAGCUCCGGGCAGUGACAUCACCCUUAGCUGCUCUUUCCCUCUGUCUAAAAACCUGAACCUCAUCAACUUGAUCGUCAACUGGCAGCGUGGAGAGUCAGAGGUGGUCCACAGCUAUUACUAUGGGAGAGAUCAGCUGGAAAAACAGAGUGUUGUUUACAAGGGACGCACUCAUCUGUUUGAAGACCAGCUCACUGUGGGAAAUGCCUCACUUAGACUGAGUGGUGUGCAGCUGAGUGACCAGGGCCAAUACACCUGUCAUGUGACAGAUGAAUUGGGAAGCACCCAGGAAAAUAUACAACUUCUAGUGGCAGGUAAGUUCCAUUGUUGCUGCAUUGUAUAGUUUAAAUGAUGUUAACUGCCCCUACAAAAGUAUUUAUUAUUUUUCAAACCAGGCCCUUAUGAUGAGCCAAUGAUAUCUGUGCAAGCCACUUGUGAUGGCUUCAUUGUCACCCUCCAUGCCUCUCAUGGGUUUCCCCAGCCAGAGGUACUGUGGGGAGGUGUGAUGGGCAGUAACACCACUAUGGAGUUGGACAGCAGAGGGCGGUAUGAUGUCAAGAGUGAGGUGACCCUGAGGCUGAACAGCACUCUGACUGUUACAGCAGAGCUGAGACUGAGGGUUCUGGACCAGAGUUUCACCAAGUCUCUCACACUCCACCCACCACCAGGUAAAAGAUCAGGGUUCCAGUGUUUGUUCGUUGACUCAAUGUUAUUUUCAGAUACUUUUUUUUUAUCAGGUUGAGUUUUUUUAUUGGGUAUUUUGGAUUAUUGAUCAUACAUGUGUUCUUAUUCUCAUUCUUCUGGUGUAGUUUGUACCUAGUCCAUUGGGAUGUGAUGAAUGAUGAUACCACACUUGCACAAUGGCCUUUCACCAUGGACUUCCUGGAGCAAGCUGUGAGUGUUGUUCACAAUACUCUACUACAGUUCAUGAUAAAGUACUAGUCAGAUAUAGAGGGAAAUGUUGCUUAUUUCAGUGACUGAGGUUGAGUGCUCCUUUCUUCUCCUCCCUUCCACAGUGUGCUGUGUGAUGCCUGCUGAGCAGAGGAGCAGAUUGUUGAUGUAUCCCCUGCUACUAAUGCUGCUGGGAUUGGUGCUCCUGUUAUCCAGGAAGUGGUCUGACCAGGAGACCAAAAAGGAUAAGAAAACCGAAGAAUAAUAUGACCUUCAGUCCAUGGUCACUCAACAGGCUUUAUGCCAGAGCAAUUUGCUUACAGAGAUAAAAUAUAAAGGGAUGACAGCCUUUUACACUAAAGUACAUUUUCAUGGAAUGUAAUUUUGUAAGAUCAGAACUACAUUACAAUACAUUAUACACAAAGUUCAACGAAAUACAGUUGACCCCCUACAGUUGACACUGUAGUGUCACAAUACAGUUGCCACACUCACUAUAGUACUCAGACAGUGAGAGUUUCACACCACACCACUAGAUGGUCAUAUGUACUUCUACUCCAAAUCUGGUUCCUCUUAAGAUUUCUUCUUGUAGGGAGUUUUUGCUUGCUGCUACUUGCUCAGGGGUUUAGCCCAGGUUACUGUGUAAAUCACCUUUGACAUCUGCAGUUGUUUUACCGGGCUUUAUAAUUAAAAUGUAUUUAUUUAUUGAAAUGAUGGCAGCUAUAACGUCUAAUGAAAAUUGUUACAUGUGUGUUCCAGUCAAUGUAUCAUACAUUCCAGAAUUUGUUGUAUUGUAAUAAAAGGAGAUGAACCCCCAAUUGUGAUGUAUUUUUGCUAAAUCUCUUUUACAGGAGGGAACUGGC
This is a messenger RNA of Coregonus sp. 'balchen', 7257 nucleotides long. The record is from the annotation of a GenBank genome assembly. Lineage: Eukaryota; Metazoa; Chordata; Actinopteri; Salmoniformes; Salmonidae.